GCCGAUGUGUGGCGAAGGCAUCGAGCGUCGUUUGUGAAGCUGCAGGCGCUUCUGGGCGAUACACAGAGUCGUGGAGUGGUGUUCAUGAGCGGUGACGUCCAUUUCAGUGAGCUCUCCUGCUGCGGCGACGAAAAGUGCGCGGCCGUAGGCUAUCCACUAUACGAUCUAACGUCGAGUGGGUUGACGCACGCGUGCUUCGACGGCUGGACUAAAGGCGAGGUGUGCGAGACGGCGCUGAGGUGGUUAACCUGGGCCUCGUAUCGUAUUGGUGAGGUACACGGAGUGGAGAACUACGCCAAGAUCAGCAUAGACUGGGAUCGUGGUGAGCUGAGCAUGGGUACGUAUGACAUGGGGGACAGGGUGCUGACAGACGCCACAAUCCGCAUCGCCGACCUAGUGCCAGGAUCGUCUCAAGGCAAAGUCCUUAACGGCUGCCCUGUAGAUCGCAUGCACUACUGGUUGAACGAGCGCUUCCGCUUUGUGCUGGCGGCGGUGGGUACCAGUCUAGCUGUGUUUAUCGUCUUAUUCAUCAUGCUGUUGACGAAGUGCAUCAGAAACACCUUCUGCGGGUCGUGUUAUGAUAAGGAGGGCACUCCAAGAUUCAAAGUGUAUGUCGAUCCGAGGGAGCGCGCUGAGUCGGUUCUCGGUGAAGACACGGAGGAAGAGGCUUAUUCGGACUACAAACGAAUAGAUGAGAAGAAGAAGAAGAAUUAGGGUGACUUGUACUUCAGCACCAAAGCACAAAUACAUAGUACAUACGAUUGAAAUAAAGUGAGCAAUGAUAAAGACUACGG
Molecule: messenger RNA, 794 nt
Organism: Sphaeroforma arctica JP610
Lineage: Eukaryota; Ichthyosporea; Ichthyophonida
Exons: 5
Source: RefSeq, a predicted model, not a curated record